UCUCACGAUCUCUGAAUAGUUAAAACAAAUAUUUUCUAGAAAUUGUACACUGGCCAAGUGAUUUUGAAACACAGCUUUAAUCAGGCUGACCGAAGAAAAACGCCCUAGUCCAUUGAGACAUAUUCGAUGUGUCAUAUCAGGUCAGGGAAGAGAGUUUCAGUUGCCCAAAUUGCACUAGGACUUACAAACAUAAAGUCAACUUAACUUCACAUAUGAAGCACGAGUGCGGUCAGGAGCCGAAGUACCAUUGUCCUUAUUGUGCCUAUAAGUCGAAACGUCUCGGCAACCUCAAGACACAUCUUUUCAAUAGACAUAAUGACAAACUGUUUCCAGGGUCUUCAACGAACCAAUCUUUCCAAUGCCCGACUUGCCCGAAGACGUACAAGUAUAAGCGAAAUCUCUACAACCAUAAGAAAUUCGAGUGCGGCAAACCGCCGGGCUUUUUCUGCCCGUUCUGCGAGUACAAGAACAAUGAAAUCUUCCCUUGCCCGGAGUGCAACAGGGUGUACCGACGGAAGUCGAGCGUGAAAUACCACAUGAGAUACGAAUGCGGGAAAGAGCCUUGCUUUCAGUGCCCUUUCUGCAGCCACAGGUCGAAACAGAAGCAGAACCUGAAGAAGCAUGUGUGCUUGAAACACCCUGAACAUGCGGCCAGAUUCACAACGAUGGUCCGAAGGACUUGAGAAGUUACUUAGAUUGGACGUGCCAGAGAUGUCAAAAGCCAUACAAACACAAACGGUCACGCGACGCCCACCUUAAGUACGAAUGCGGGAAGCCACCCC
This is a messenger RNA of Cimex lectularius (bed bug), 782 nucleotides long. Its product is annotated as zinc finger protein 425-like. The transcript has 6 exons. The record is from RefSeq and is a predicted model, not a curated record. Lineage: Eukaryota; Metazoa; Arthropoda; Insecta; Hemiptera; Cimicidae. The coding region runs from base 213 to 683 and encodes 156 amino acids.